Pleuronectes platessa (European plaice) is the source of this 1061-nucleotide messenger RNA. RefSeq names its product S100 calcium binding protein S (gene s100s). Gene Ontology annotation, molecular function: calcium ion binding. The record is from RefSeq and is a predicted model, not a curated record. NCBI's taxonomy places the organism in Eukaryota, Metazoa, Chordata, Actinopteri, Pleuronectiformes, Pleuronectidae. The coding region runs from base 125 to 490 and encodes 121 amino acids. The transcript is spliced from 4 exons.
CCCCAGGCAAACUCUCUCCCACAUCCAUCUCUAGCUUGGCUCCGUCCCCUGCACCUCUUCAGAGACAAAGGAGGCCCUCCAUCAACACUCAGUCUCUCCACCAGUCCAGCAGAGAAGCCGCACCAUGCCGGACACAAUCAUGUCCAAGGAGCCCAGUUCCAACCUGGAGAGCGCCAUGCAGAUCCUCAUAAAGACCUUCCACAAGUACUCAGGGAAGGAGGGCGACAAGUACACGCUGAGUCGGGGCGAGCUGAAGGAGCUGCUGGUGGAGGAGCUGGGGAGCUACUUGGGGAGCUCCAAAGAUAAUGAAGGAGUCGAGAAGGUGAUGAACGACUUGGACGCCAACAACGACGGGGAGGUGGACUUCACCGAGUUCAUCAUCCUGAUGGGUGCCCUCACGGUCGCCUGCAACGACUUCUUCCUGGAGUACAAAACAGACGAGAAGCCGAAAGAUGGAAGCAAAUCCGAGUCGGCGGAGAAGAAAGAUUGAAGCCGUGCAAGAGGAGAAGAGUGGAGGGAGGGAGAGGGGUGGAAAGGGAAGUGGGGGAGAAGAAGAGAGGGAGGUAGAUGAGGAGGAGGGGAGAGAGCUGUAAAUCAGGAGACAGAGAGGACAGAGCUGGAAUGGAUAUUUGUCUUGUGCAAUUCGUAAACACUCCGGCUACACAUAAGGGAAGCGUUCCAGCAGAUAGUUUGUGGGUUCACAGGGCACGGGGGCAUUCAGCAGGAGUCCAGUGUUUUCCCUGCAACACUUUUUCAUUCCAAAAGCACAUCCGGAGCUUGUUUCACAAACAGGACGAGGAAUCUUCCAACUUCUUCCAGCUCACAUCCAGCAGCAGUUUAGACAGUUUCUUGCAAGUUCUGAAUAAAGGCACUGGGGGGGGGGAGAGAGAGGAAGUUUUGUUGCAGGACGCACACUGGGCUUGUUUGAGCAUUUCUUGCACAUGAAUAACUUCUGAUCACAUAUAAAUAUAAAUGAAAGAUGAUCGUAUCAUUGUAUGUACUCAGUGUUUUAACAACAGAAUAUGAAUUACCCGCUUUCCUGCACCUAUUUUGUAAUCGUU